Molecule: messenger RNA, 1130 nt
Organism: Thunnus maccoyii (southern bluefin tuna)
Lineage: Eukaryota; Metazoa; Chordata; Actinopteri; Scombriformes; Scombridae
Product: C-C chemokine receptor type 3-like
Exons: 3
Coding region: 73-1128 (351 amino acids)
Biological process (GO): G protein-coupled receptor signaling pathway; immune response; chemotaxis
Cellular component (GO): membrane
Molecular function (GO): chemokine receptor activity
Source: RefSeq, a predicted model, not a curated record
GCUGUGAGUCAGACAACAAGGAGAAGCUCCUCUGCUGGCCAGGCGAUUUCCCUGCUAACGUUUGAGGAGAAGAUGGAAUCAACAACUCCUCCUUAUUUAAACUUAAUCUAUUGCUUUGGCGAGUAUGAGUAUGACAAUGAGCCACUGGCUGGACUAUGUAGUAGUGAUGGUGAAAACUUACUGGGAGCUCAACUGUCCACCAUUUACUACUUCAUGUUUCUCUUCAGUCUCUUUGGCAAUGGGCUGGUCCUGGUCAUCAUCCAUCGGUUUGAGAAGCUGACCACUGUGACCAACAUCUUGCUGCUGAACCUAGUGGUGUCCUCCCUGAUCUUCGUGAGCAGCCUUCCCUUCUUGGGAGUCUACAAGCAGCUCUCCUACUGGAUCUUUGGCGAAGUAAUGUGUAAGAUUGUAGGCAGUGUCUACUACCUGGGCUUCUACAGUUCUGUCCUGUUUCUAACUCUCCUAACCUUCGACCGACACCUUGCUGUCGUUUACUCCUUGCAUGUGUCGCAAGUGAGGAAUCAACGCUAUGCGCUGCUCUCCUGUGCUGUGGUGUGGCUGGUCAGUGGUCUGGCAUGCAUCCCAAAGAUGAUUCUCCACACAACUUUUUCUACUCUCAUCAACAAUAAAACGUUCUGUCAGGAAUAUCCUCUUAACACAACGCCUAUUGAUGACAAGCUAAGAGCAUCUGGAUUUUACCUUCAACUUUUCCUUUUCUUGCUCUUUCCUCUGAUUGUUAUUGUGUACUGCUAUGUUAGGAUUGCUAUCAUUGUCGUAUCAUCCAAGACAGUUACCAAGUUCAAGACAGUCAGGCUGAUAUUUGUCAUUGUCCUGUUGUUUUUUAUAUGCUGGACCCCAUUCAAUGUUUUACUACUGAUUGAUGAUGAAGACCUGUCCUGUAAGGAAAAGCAGAAGAGGGGUUAUGCACUUCAAGUCACUCGUGACAUUGCCCACAUUUACUUCUGCAUCAGUCCCAUCUUCUAUACAUUUGUUGGGAGAAAAUUCCAGAACUACUUCAGACAGCUGCUGGUGAAACGCUUCCCAGGGUUAAAGAAGCAUAUUUCUGUCAGUCCGGUCAGCAGAACUAGUAUGUCCACGAACAGUACACCAUAUGUUGAGUUGAGUUGAGU